This is a messenger RNA of Oncorhynchus kisutch (coho salmon), 2091 nucleotides long. Its product is annotated as proteasome subunit beta type-7-like. Lineage: Eukaryota; Metazoa; Chordata; Actinopteri; Salmoniformes; Salmonidae. The record is from RefSeq and is a predicted model, not a curated record. The transcript has 4 exons. The coding region runs from base 975 to 1277 and encodes 100 amino acids. Gene Ontology annotation, cellular component: proteasome core complex; cytoplasm.
AGUGUGCCAGACGCAGCCCGGAAGAUUCCGUUUCGAAAAUUGCGUCUUUACUAUUCGAGAAUGAAUACAAUUAAAAAAACGCGGCGCAUGUCCACGUGUUUGGUGACUUUUAAAUAUUGAAAUAAUUUAUUAUUUGAUUAUUUGAUGGUGCCGGUCCAUCCUCUUCACGUCCUGCUUAAAUGACUCAGACAUUUCUAAAAAAUGCUUUUCUAAACUAGAAUGAUGAAUGAAUGGAACAAACGGAUUUCGUAGGCUGCGACAACUUACGUUUUGAUAAACUGUGUUCAAACUCACGUAAAUAACCCUGACUGAACGUUAUCCACCGUUUGACAAUUAGUAUAGCUAGUUUAGUUAGCCAGCGAACGUUAAUUUAACGGACUACCAAUUGUUUAGUCACUGCAGUGUUGAAUUUCCUAAUGAAAAUGCAUAUCGAGUUGCCACAUUUUUGGUAUCACCUAAUUUCCCGUUGACUUGGCUCGCCUUGUUGCACUCAACGCGCAGCCGUAGCCUGAACACCCGACGUUCAGUUUCAUUGAAUUCGAGCAAAACAUUUGCGUUUGGAUCAGGACAUUUUCCACUCACUACCUCAGAAUCUUGAAUAACAUUUUAUUUGAACUUUACCUGUUUUGAGUGUGGUUGGUCCUUUUUCAGGUAGGAAUGUGAGACAAUCUAAUUUAUCCACAGGGAAGUAUAUUUGCAUUAACUUUUCAAAGCGCUGGUAGUGCAUUCACGUAAAACAUGCACACAAUAUAAAAAUAAAUGCAGAAGACUUAUGCAUACUUGCCGAGCUCGGCGACGUGUUUACAUGGUUCUACACAUGUGAUAGAAAUAUAAAUGCACCACCAGGCUUUGAAAAGUUUAUUUAAUUAUACUUUCCUGUGGAUAUAUUGUCUCGCAUUACUACCUGCAAAACCACGUGGACAACGGAUAAAGAUGGGCUAGUUCUUGGUGCUGACACCAGGGCCACAGAAGGCAUGAUUGUGGCAGAUAAGAACUGCUCCAAGAUCCACUACUCCCUGUCCACGGGCCAUUUGCCUCGCGUGGGCACUGCCAACCGCAUGCUCAAGCAGAUGCUGUUCAGAUACCAAGGCCACAUCGGUGCUGCCCUGGUUCUGGGUGGAAUGGACUGCAAUGGUCCCCACCUCUACAGCAUCUACCCCCACGGCUCCACCGACAAGCUGCCCUACGUCACCAUGGGAGGAAGAUGCCAAGCGGCUGGUUCGGGAUGCCAUCGCGGCCGGCAUCUUCAACGACCUGGGCUCGGGCAGCAACAUUGACCUGUGUGUCAUCACCAACGGCAGGGUGGACUACCUGAGGCCCCACGACAUGGCCAACAAGAAAGGGGUUAGGUAAAGCCAACUACCCACCCAAAUGUCCUCAUAAUGUCCUAUAACGUAACAUGUUCCCAUAAUGUUCCACAUCUGUGGUCCCCCACAGACUGUCCCAUUGCUUGUCUCCAUGAUGUUCCCUUGGUAGUCCCCAACAUGUGGCUGCGAUGGUCCACACUUUUCAGAGUCAAUAAUCUGUAGAACACAAUUAUGUACUGAAGAAUUACCUCUAAUAAAAGCACAAUCGCAAGUGGCACAAACUACUGCAUGUUUUGAGUUCAGUCACUUCCAAACCACUGCACGUUUUGAGAGUGCGGUCACUUCCAAACCACUGCACGUUUUGAGAGUGCGGUCACUUCCAAACCACUGCACGUUUUGAGAGUGGGGUCACUUCUAAACCACUGCACGUUUUGAGAGUGGGGUCACUUCUAAACCACUGCACGUUUUGAGAGUGGGGUCACUUCUAAACCACUGCACGUUUUGAGAGUGGGGUCACUUCUAAACCACUGCACGUUUUGAGAGUGCGGUCACUUCCAAACCUUUAUUUACCCAUGACGGAGAAUAUUUUUUCCCCAUAGCAGUGCAUCUUUUGAAUAAUCUAGUCUAGUUUCUGAAUGAGUUGUAAUAAUUUUGUGGUCUUUAAUCUGUUAAGAAUGCAUGACCUUUUGACAUGUUGAACGACUCAACACUUUGGCCUGUUUUUGUUUGAAGACGUGUGAAUGAGCUUGAAGCCUUGCCCCACCAGUGAGUAAUAAAGACUCGG